Molecule: messenger RNA, 10069 nt
Organism: Fopius arisanus
Lineage: Eukaryota; Metazoa; Arthropoda; Insecta; Hymenoptera; Braconidae
Gene: bark
Product: protein bark beetle
Exons: 7
Coding region: 413-9193 (2926 amino acids)
Cellular component (GO): membrane
Source: RefSeq, a predicted model, not a curated record
UAGAAGUGGAGGUGGAGGCAACAAACAACCACUGGCUUUGUAGAAGUGCACCCAAGUCAAACCGCACCCAAUGGGUUGCCACUAGCGUCAGUUGAGUUCAUCCGCGAAACUCCACGGAAUUACACAACACCGGGAUAAAGCGUCUCGUGAAUGUGUGUAAUCAAGAGUCAGUGCGAUAAUCGGUUGAAAGUGAAUUCGAAUCGUAUCGAUCGAUUUUUUCAAUAUCUCCAGUUGUUUUUUAUCUUUCAUUAAAGUGAUAGAAGGAUUACAGUUUUUUAUAAAUGCUUGGGAUGUAUCUUGACGACGGAGGAACGAUCGUUACAUCAACCCUGAGGUUGUUGCUCUGAUAUGUGAUACUGGUUUAUAAAUCGUUUUGCGUUUGGAGAUACUGAAACAGAGUCUCGAGUGUAAAAUGCAUUCACUAUGGUUUUUUAUUGUGAUAACUAUUGUGAGGGGCCAGGACGAGGUGUCGACGGAUACACCCUCGAUUUAUUACACUGAACCGACGAUUCCAAGGGAUGACGCCAAGAGUCUCACGGAAUUUCCUGGAGGACAUAUCAUCAGUGGUCAGAGGAUCCUGGAGAGGUCCAAGAGUCCUUAUCUACUCAGGGAGGAUCUUUAUGUUGAACGCGAGGGUGAACUCGUUGUCGAACCCGGUGUCGAGAUCCGGUUUGCCCCGAUGAUCGGUAUCACUGUUCGGGGCAUCAUCACUGCCAAGGGUGAGACAGGUGAGCCGAUUGUCUUGACGAGCUCGGAGGCCCCGUCCAGCCAGCCUGAGCCGAGGUCCAUUCGCCUGGUGGAUGGACCAAGUCCCCUGGAAGGUAGAAUACAACUUCUCCAUCAGGGAUCAUGGCGAUCUGUCUGCACGAACUCCCGGAACUGGACUCGAGCAGAUUACGAGACAGCGUGCAGAGAGCUCGGUUUCCAGGGUGGCGGUUGGUCAGGUUGGCUGGAUCGGUUGUGGCCAGGAACACCUCGCCUUCUCUACGAGGAGCCAGGAUGUCAGGGGACCGAGUCGUCACUGCAGGAGUGUCAGCAAUGGUCAGCUAGACAAUUGGGUGCUGGGGUGUGUGACUAUCAUCCGGACCUGAGCAUCGCUUGUUCUCCAUAUCACGAUGGGGCAGGCCAGGCAAAAAAUCACUGGAGAGGAAUCAGAUUCGAGGGGGCUGUCUACGACAGGCCGUUGAUCCAGGAGAACACAUUCUAUGUGAGAAGAUCCCGGUCGAUUCUACGGCAUGUAACCAUCAAAUACGCGGGAACGGGUCGAGACUUAAACGCAACAUCAGCACUCCACGUGGAGGGGGUUCCCCCGCAAAUGUCGUGGCUCUCGAUUUUGCACUCCUCGUACAACGGCCUGAACGUGACAAAUCCAAAUGCACCAAUAGUCCUCUCGAACUGCACAAUCCGCAAUAAUCAGGGUUAUGGUAUCUACAUGAAUAGCUCCCGAGGCCUAGCCCACGUCGACAAUUGCGUGAUCCUAGACAAUUCUGCAGAUGGAAUAAAAUAUGUUCACAAUGACGAGCGUCCAAGCGACAGACUGGACAGAGCAAAUCUCCACGACCUGUGUACAUUCCCGGCUACGACUAGCCAAACAUUUCCAAUAACAAUCUCCAUGGAGCAAACAAAGUACUCUCAAAAUAUACAGCAUUGCCCCCAGCACAUAUUCACACGUCCAGGUCACGUGCUGACGCUUCAGUUUCUUGAGAUGAGAACAGAUCGAAAUGACAGUGCGACUAUCGAAGUUCACGAUGGCAUCUCCCCGAGUGACAAACUCCUGGCCCUCGUUAGUGUCAGGAACAAUACAUUACCUCAGAGUGUCACAUCGAGCCGACAGAAUUUAUACAUCAAAUUCACAGCCCAACCGAGAACACAGAUGGUUGCUUUCAUCAGGUUGUCGUCGGGCUACCGAAAGCUUUACGAUUUGAACGUGUCAAGCAGUUCCAUAGCUGACAACAAUGGCCGAGGAAUAGCUGUCGAAAACAUCCGUUCGUCCCUUCACAUUCACGAUACAUCAGUCACCAACAGCAAUCACGUUGGUGGUGUCCAUGUGCUCCGAGGUGCUGCUGAUGUGAACAUCACAUCAAGUCGAAUAUCAUACAACAAUGGUGCAGGCAUCAACAUCACGAUGACCGGGGGCUACCGCAACGUAUCGAGAUCAACGAUAUCAUCUAAUCAGGGAUAUGGCUUGGCUGUUUGGCUCAACGACAGCAUCUCCACGGAGUACAUUCAUUUCAAUCAAACGACUGUCGUCGAGUACUCGGAAAUAUUUCGGAACAAAGACAUUGGUGUCUUGAUUGGCAACUCCACUGGCACAUCGUACGUCAACAUCACUGGCAAUUGCUUCAACAGUAGUUCUGAGAUAGCUGUUCAGGUUGAAUCCAACUGGAGGCACAAUCAAGGAAUUCUCAAAUUACAAAUUGGCCACAAUUUAUUCAUUGAAAACUUCAAAGUCGGGAUUAAAAUGGCACCUGCGCUGAAUGUCGAGGGUAGAAUUGAGUACAAUCAUUUCAGGGAGCAGAGGUUCGGUGGUAUUCUUAUCAGGAAUCCAAUGUAUGAAGAGUUCAAUGUACUUCCCACCGAUCUUCUGCUGCAGUACAACGAGUUUUACAAUAAUCGUGGCAUUUUCGUCGUCAGCAUUGGUCUGUCUCCUUACAGCGACGUCCAGAAGCUGGUGUUCACUCGAAAUUUCUUGAGGGAUAACUUCAUCAAGGCGCCUUUCGAUAACAGUGAUAUGCAGGGGUCCAGGCUGGUGCCGAGAUCAAGGGUGGCAGCUGUGGUUGUCAUAUCUUCCAGCAAUGUCCACGUAUUCAGGAAUAUUCUGCAUAAUCUUCACUCGCAGUACGAGAUUGGAUCACAUCUGGAGGACCAGAGCAAGAUUCUUAAUUGCACGUACAACUGGUUGGGACACAUCGAAGAGGAGAGAAUACUGGAGAGAUUAUUCCAUCGUAAAGACAGAUACAAUCUAGCCAAGAUCGAGUAUCUUCCUUAUCUUCUGCACAGCAGCAAUCCAGCAGCGAAUACUGUUGUUGAGCGUCCGCAGUUUAUACCAAGAUUUUUAGAGGAGGAGAGCAAGAGAGUUGGGGGUGAGGUUGAGGGUCUGGAGGUGCUGCCAGCUGGGGAAUAUAUUGUCGAGAGAGAUAUCAAUGUGAGACCUGGGGGAAAAUUGAUUCUACAGCCUGGCGUUACCUUGAAAUUUCCACCGGCCGUUGGCAUGAUGGUCGCUGGUAAAUUGGAUGCCAAGGGAAGGGGUCCCAAUAGUAUACUUAUGACCCUGAAGGAGGAGAUACUCAUGGAUAAUGAUAAUGAGACUCUCACUGAGGAUAUGACGAGUCCUGAUGAAGGGGUCACCAUUGGCAAUAUCAUUGACGACACCGAGAGGGUGCCUGUUAGACUGCUCGGUGGUAAAACAAGUCGUGAGGGUAGACUUCAGGUCCGAAUUGGAGAAAAAUGGGGAACUGUUUGUAAUUAUGGCUGGGAUAUCAAGGACGCUGCACUUGUUUGCCAUCAGCUUGGUUUGACUCUCGAUCCUGACGACUGGAAUCUCGAGAGAUCCCAGAUACCCAGUGCUGGGACUAACGAGGAUAUUAUCUUGAGUAAUGUCCAAUGCGAUGAGGAGGACAUCGAUGUCGCUGCGUGCAAGGCUGAGAGUUCCAGUGAAUUUGAAAACUCGUGCACUCAUGAUAACGAUGUGGGUGUCAGGUGCUCCGAGGCAGCCUGGGCAGGUCUCAGACUUGGACCACUAGCUGAGAGAAGUGAUCUUCAGUUCAUCACAAUUGAAAGAGCUGGAUUACUGGAUUACAAAACAAAUUCCUUCAAACCAGCUCUUCAAAUAGACUUUGCUCGUCACUCCUUGGAGGGCGUCAAAGUAACGAACAAUCUUCAGGACGGACUUGGGAUAAUCUACUCAGACAUUUACUCGGCAGACGCUGUAAAUACCGUGAAAAAUAGUGACUUCUCUGGAAAUCGAGGGAGUGGUAUAAGUUUCAAGCAAUUGGGUCUCCGAAUAUCAAAUUCCAGAAUCGAGAACAACGGAUUCGCUGGAAUCAGGCAUAAUCCUGCUCUCUCUGCAGUACAGCAAAGAGAAUUUGCAGGAUGGUUCAUGCAGCCCAUGACUCAGACCAUUGACAAGCCAUAUGAACCGAUAAUGAUACCCGAUAACUCUCGAAACAUCGAUCUCAUCACGGGUGACAUAAAGUAUAUCGUGACAUCCAGGAGACAAGGGGAGGAGAGCUUGAAGCGCUUGAUACAGAUCAGAUGUACCCCUGGAUACGUGAUAGGUAUUCAGCUGCUGAAUCCCAUCGAGAACAGGAGUACUGAGCAGAUUAUAAUCUACGAUGCUUUGAGGAUUAAUCCCUGGAGUACAGUGUACCACGUGAAAAGGGACUUGUCAAUUUUUCCGGUAUCUUCAAGCUCCUUCAAUGUUAUCCUGGAAUACCACAGUGGUACAAACGCCUUAGGGGGUGCUGUUCUAGCUGUAACAACCCUCCAAGCACCAGCUCAAAACAUAAAAAACAGAAUCGUCACUGGCCCGACUCCAACCCUCUUCAUAUCUCGAUCGAAGAUCAAGGGAAACAGAAGAGGAAUAUCAGCGUCUUAUUACAAUCGAUAUCUCGACGAAUUUGGUAAUCAUUUCCUGAGGAAAGCCAACGAGUCCAUUCGCCUCAUCAACACCGAAAUCUCCCAUAAUUUGGAGGAAGCUAUUCACGUACUCUCUCCCCACUGGAACAUCUACACAUCAAAUAUCUCAGAGAUUUCAAUUCACGUUAAUAACACUCUGAUAACGGAUAAUGGCCGGGGCAUCUUGCAAUACAGUCGUGAUAUGAGACAGUCGAAUAAUCUGUUCCACUGGAUCAUGCAGGACAGCUCGAUUGAGAGAAAUCAGGGUGGAGGCUUCGAGGUCGCUCUACCCUAUGUCUGGCAGUACAACGAGAACUUCACUCACUCCCUGUAUUUUGGUAAUAAUACCUGGAGGGAUAACAGUAAUUUUGGAUUCAUCGUUGAUGGACACUAUGCAAAUGUCAAUGUCUCCUUCAACAGAUACGUAGGUAAUCGCUGUAAAGACGGAUUGAUGUCCAUCCGGGGAAUGGAGAAACGAUUGAGAAUCGAUAACAACGUCAUCGAGAAGAACACUGGAUCAUUUAUGGUGGAGUUCAGGGCUGACAGCCAAUCUGAGAUCCUUGGGGAGAUCCCAGCGCGUUUCUAUCUGAAUAAAAUAAGAGAGAACUCUCAUGGAGCUGUCACCAGAGGCAUUCACCAGAUGUUUGAUAAACCAACGUAUGUCGUUGGCUUUCAGGGAAUUCAGAAGGUCAAGGUCAAUCGCAAUUUAUUCGCUGAUAAUCCUAUGAAUUAUGAUCUAGUCGCCGGCAUUCGAACAGCUAAAAUCAAUAAUGAAGUCGAUGUCACUGAGAACUGGUGGGGAACGUCUGACGAGGGUCAGAUCAAGAAAAGAAUUUUCGAUUUUGAUGACUGGAAUAAUCACGCUGUUGCCAAUUUUCGGCCUUACCUAACCGGUGAAUCAUUUGACGCAUCGAUAUCGGCCUCCUGGGAGUUGAGAUCUGCAAUUGAUCUUGACAACAUCGGUGGCAGAAUAACCGAGAAUUUAUCCCUGUAUUAUCGUCCAGCUCCUUACAUCAUCAGAUCGGACAUCACAAUUAUGCCAGAGACAACAGUGAAUAUUUAUCCGGAUGUUGUCAUGGAAUUUGCACCGAACGUUGGAAUUCUUGUGCUUGGGACUCUGAAGGCUGUUGGUGCACCAGGACACGAGAUAAUAAUGCGACCGAUGAGACGAGAAGUGACACAGGAUGUCCUGCCAAAACCCAUCGCUAAGAGAGACAAUGCACCAGAGGGAACGAUUCGUUUGUGUAAAGAAGGCAAUUGUACCUCGUCCAACAGCGAGGGUUUCAUUGAAUUCUUCAAUCGCACAACACUCCAAUGGAUUCCCCUCUGCGAUCGUCGUUUCACAGAGAGAAAUGCACAGGUUGCCUGUCGUCAACUGGGACACGAUCCCCUGAAUAUUUAUGUGUCCCAUGGUCGCAGAUAUGAGCUGCAUCCAGGUUCACUGGCAAGAAUCUGGUCAUGGCCUGAACCAAUCCAGUGCACUGGCAGUGAAGAACGCCUCGAGGACUGCCAAAUCCGAUUGAACGGACAGCUUUAUGGUCACAAGUACAACUGCCCCUGGGACGGUGAUUACGUUUUUCUCAAUUGUGGAACUAGAAAUUUGGAUGACUCCAAGGAUUACUGGGGUGGAAUUAGAAUAGCUAACAGCGAAUUUGAGCAUCAUCUCUAUGAGCACAGGAUCCACGACGUCCAGACACACGAGACAGUGCGCAGGGUUGAAUCAGCCCUGAGAUACGUCAAUAUAAGUGGCGCAGGAAUUCUUCAUAAUGAAAAAUCACCGGCUGUUCAGUCUGUGAUGAAGAGCCCAAUAGUCUCUCACGUGGAGAUCCUCAAGUCCGCUUAUCAUGGGAUUAAUCUUGUGUCACCAACUCACACGGUUGAACUGCUGUUUAAUAUAAUUGACAAUGCCCUUGGGAAUGGUGUGAAUAUUGUCUCGCUGACGGGUGAGGGUCGAGAGGCUGAAGAGAGCUCUUUCACUCCCCUCAAGGAUCUCAAUAUCCCCUACCAUUUGUUCAGCCUGGUGGACAUAUGUGACACGACCAAGGAGGUCACCAUCGAGGAACGCGUACUAAUUUAUUACAAAUAUGAUAACAAUCCUGUGAAUUGUGUCAAAAUCUUCAGGAGUGCCUACAGGGCAAAACCCUUUGGCUUCAGACUUCUGCAAUUUAAUCUGUUUAAUUCAACGAAUAAUCCGGGGCGACACGAUGCCAUCACUCUUUAUGAUGGCGAUAUUUAUAAUGUCACUGCCAAGACCAUUGGAGAGCUUGAGUUCAACAGCAGAGAUGAGAAGAAAUUAUUCAGGACUGAGGGCCCAAGUCUCAGUGUCAGAUUAUUCGCGAAUGGUGCCAGUGGGGUUCAUGGAUUUAUCGCUGAAGUCGUGACUCUUCCGAUUUCAGCUAUUGGAUUUAAUCGAGAUGUUCAGCAUAAUGUUUCGUUCUCUAUCAUGUCGAAGUGUCAGGAGGGAGCUGUCAAGUAUGCCAGUGCUGGUGAAGUCAAUGCCAUCAUGACUCUGGAAAAAAAUCAAUUUAUUGAUAAUUGCCAGAAGCUUUAUGGAAAUUUUUCAACUUGCAAGUCCGCUGUUGUCCUGGAUAUCCAGAACACUCAGUCAUUAUUCUUCAGGAAUAAUCUCGUCAGGGGGAAUCAUGGGGGUCUCUCCGUGAGGGCUGACUCCAGGGGCUCCGCUACGUCGUUGAAAGGCUGGAUUCAUAAUAAUUUGUUCGCUGAUAAUUGGAACAAACCGGCAUUGUACGUCGAGGGCAGGCAGAGCAGUCCUUAUCAGGAGGUCACAAUUUUCAGGAAUUAUUUCGUCAAGAAUGAGGCGCCUUAUCAGAGCAAUAUCGUUCUCAGACAGGUUGUCAGCAAUAUGACACUUAAUUAUUUGCACGCCAAUCUGGGGCUUCAUCUGCUAGAGAUCUGUGGAUUCGAACGUGUCAGGCUGCCGAUUUAUCAGAGCACUUCGCAUAAUGGAUUUUAUAAAAAUUAUGCAAUUGAUCGACAAGGAAGAAGUACAAUCGUUGCUGGAACUCCUGGACAACAGUACGUGGACAACGUAUUCUUCAAUCCUGACAAUGACUACGAGAUUUUAACAAUCAAUCGUUCACUAGUUGUCGGCAAGGAGUGGUACGAUAAUCAACUGGAAGUCUGGAGAUCUCACGUGGAUGCGAGACAUAACUGGUGGGGCUACAACGAGACAACAGCGGUUGCUGGAAGAAUUCGUGACAGGAGCGACUCACCAGAGCUCCUCCAGGUGGAUUUCACACCAUUUCACAUGAACAAUGAGUCAGUCCUCAGUGGAAAGUGCCCCCCAGCCUGGGAUUUGGUCGGCGAUACGUGUUACAUCUACAUCGGUGCACCAAUGGACUUCUUCAGCGCUCGUCAAUUCUGUAGGCAGGCAAAUGCCUCGAUGCCCUUCAUUAUGGGUGAUUAUCUCCAGCUCUGGAGAUUUUUGAGACGUCAGCAGGAACGUUUCGAGUAUUCAGAGCGUGUCUGGGUGCAGCAGCUGGAGCGUAUCGACCAGUGCACCACAUUCACCUAUCAGACUAUUGAAAUUGAUCAUUGCAGUCAGCCGAGCCCCUUCAUUUGCGAGAUAGACCCCAGAGUGUACAUUGAUCCAUUGUCCUGGAGACGUGAUAUCGUUGCUGUAGGGGUUUUGGGCGCAAUUGGAGCGGCUCUCGCUCUUUUGGCUGCUGCAAUUGGAUUCUGGAUUUCAAAGUCCAAGAGGCGGAAAAUUGAGAGAUUGGAGAGGCGUAACUCCAUCAGGCAGUCAUUGCACUCGUUGAGAUCUGUGGGAUCUACUUCUGGAUUUACGGAACUCGCUUAUAGGCGAAAACCCGUUCCUUCGAAAUCAACUGACACCCUCACCUCUCGCUCUCUGGAUUACAAAAAAAUGAUGAAUGGCGGUAGCAUAGACUCGAUGGACAAGUCUCAAUUGAAUUCAUCAAUGGAGGACAAUCAAUCCUAUGACGUAUACGAAGCGCACAACCCCCGGUAUUCCCCCAGCACAAGUGAUUUCAAAGGAGCUCAAAAAUACGCAGUACCCCACGUGGAAACCCCAGUGUUCGACUUGGCAUACAGAAACGAGGGAUUUCGUAAUCAUUCAACCUUCACCUCUCGAAACAACAGCAACUGGCCAUCGGUAGCCAACAGUGAACUGGCACCUGGUGAUUCACCAACAGAUCCAAUCGACGAGCCCAAUUACAAUGCAUCGACUCUACCCCUGAAUGCAUCCCUCGCUAUGACAGAUUCCAUAACAGAAUUGAAACGUGAUAUCGAGACAGCACCAUAUUCUCCAGUUGAAUUCACGUAUGAUGGGGCACAGACUCCGGGUUCUGAACCUGUUCCUGAGUAUUUCAGUCCACCACUGCCACCACAACCAUUUUAUUACCAGGAGAGGCCACGAAGUGGAACUCUUUUGGAAACAAAUCUUGACACUGGCGAGGAGAAACCACUUCGAUCAAAGAGCGAAGCACUUUUAGAAACAAAUUUCGAUGUCUUUCUUCCCAAUGAACCGACGGAGCUGACGCAACUCUCAGCUGAGGCUAGAAGCAAAAGCCAGCCACUGGAGACGGCCAUGUAGUCUGGGGGCUUCACCGUGCAAAAGUACAAAUGAAAUGUUAUUGAGAUUGAGUUAUUUAUGACUUAUUGGUCACCGCAUUAUUACGAAUGAAGAAAUUCUAUAGAAAAAAACUAAAUGGAGAAAAAUUAUUUCUCACUACUGAAUUUUUUCGUACGUGAUAUUUUCGAUAUGUAUAUAAGCAUGACAUAAUUACGUAUUUUAUCAUAUUGAUUUGUUUUGAAUGAUCAAGAGUUUUUGUGCAUGUGAAUGAUUAGUGACUCUGGAGUGAAUAAUUAAUAUUGUUAUUCCCCGUUUUGUUGAUUUGAGAUUAUGAUUUUGAGGGAUGAACACUGCCAGACUCUCAUGGGGGAAUAUUAUUAGCGCAACAUUUGAUUUGUGAUAUAGAAAACUCGUGUGAGAAUUAGCGAGUAUAAAUGAUUAGGUUAAUGAGAUGUUAUGAAUUUAAUGAAAUGAUAAAUAUAGCAUGAGUAUCACGUGUUCCUCGGUUUAUAGAUACUUCCAAUUAUAAUUAUUGUUUACACUGGCAUUCUUAGGAUAAAGUCAGCCCUAAUCCGUCCAAAAAUCGUUGUAAGUUAUUUUGUAAGAUUUCCUAGUUUUUUAAGAGUAUCACUCGUCGUUUCGGUACAUGUGGGAAGAAUGGUUAUUUAUACUGCCUUAAUUGUCGUUAUUUCUCCGUUGAUCUCGCACACCUGCGUUUCUAGUUAUUGCGUGAACUCCGUUCGAUUAAUUAUUGAGUUUAUGUAUAAGUAAUUUAUUGUUUGGCAACCGAUUGUUAGUUAUACAUACUUGAUAUUAUUGUCCCUCACUGUCGACAAAAGAUUUUUUCAAACGGAAUAAUUCUACGCAUCACCUGUGACGUUCGAAGGUUUUCUUUAU